Messenger RNA from Alosa sapidissima (American shad), 1410 nucleotides. RefSeq names its product membrane magnesium transporter 1 (gene mmgt1). Bases 215 to 610 code for a protein of 131 amino acids. NCBI's taxonomy places the organism in Eukaryota, Metazoa, Chordata, Actinopteri, Clupeiformes, Clupeidae. Gene Ontology annotation, cellular component: Golgi apparatus; plasma membrane; EMC complex. The transcript has 4 exons. The record is from RefSeq and is a predicted model, not a curated record.
GUGAUAGCUCCAUCCUUUGGAAAGCCAUACAAAUGAUAUUUUCAACAUUCAUUAAUAUUUCUCUAUGACACAUUUCGAUAUUUCUGUGUAUGUAGUGUGAAAUCUUUAAGCGACGAAAGGUGAACGGGUACGCCUUACGACUUUUAUUUUGGAUUGUGGUAUCAUCCAUUCCGGAUAUUGAACCCUCAUUCGGUUGAGUUUGUACAUCACUCAUAUGAAGAUGGCUUCGUCCUUUUGGAAAGGUGUCGUUGGUUUGGGCCUUUUUGCUUUGGCACAUGCGGCUUUUUCUGCGGCACAACACCGAUCCUACAUGCGCCUUACAGAAAAGGAGAAUGAAACGCUACCGAUAGAUAUUGUCCUCCAGACGUUGUUAGCCUUUAUAGUGACGUGUUACGGAAUAGUUCACAUCGCUGGAGAAUUCAAAGACAUGGAUGCAUCCUCAGAACUGAAAAACAAGACGUUUGACACACUGAGGAAUCAUCCCUCAUUCUACGUGUUCAACCACCGGGGCCGGGUGUUGUUCCGCUCCCCAGAGCAGGAACCCAUGACGGCUCCUCAAGCACUACCCUCAAACCCCCUACGGUUACGCAAACUGGAGAACUUCCACUAAGACUGGCCUUUACUGGGCUACUGUGCCCAUCUCUCUCCCUCUCUGUCUUUCUCUCUCUUUCUCACUUUGUGCAUCAGUGAGCGCCUGGGUUGGUGAGGGAUUGGGGAAGAUAAGAACAUAUAUCCCCUGUCCUUAACUUCUCUGCAUAUGUUGUAUAUGCUGUAUAAAUUUGCAUCUCUUCAACAGUGAUUUCCACAUGUAAAUCUUUGGACUGUGCCAACUCCUUGUUUUUUUUCCAGCUUGUUUGUAAAUAAUGUUAAUGCUUGGGAGUCUUAAGGAUUGAAAAGAAAAAAAAUCUUCCCAGUCCCCAGUCCUGACAGGCGUUGUUACAGCGGUUCAUUUCAUUCAUUUGUCACACAAAGGGGUUCAGUAACACCUCAUUUAAAAAAAAAAAAAAAAAAGAAAAAAAAACCUUGCAUCAACCUCCACAUUUAAGGCUGUGCAGCUGUUCCUGACUGAAUUAUGUUCUUCCCGGCCAUGCACUCAAACUGGGGAUGUCCAAUGGACCAUACAGUGUAUUUAUGUUCAUUCAUGUUCAUCGUCUGGAUUUCAAUUUAUUAUGCAAUAAACACCUGAGGUCAUGGAAAUGCAUUAAUGAUAUCUGUAAAGGCUGAAACAAACAUGAAUUGAAGGUUGUUUAGCGCUAAUGCUAACGAUACUGUGAACACGUAGUGGAGACUAAUGGUACAUUUGUUCUGGGGAGAAUGUUUGUAAUUUUGUUCCACUUUUAUGUCAUGACAUUUUUAACUUAAAAAUAAUAAAUUCUGAAAUUUUAUGGAAGAAUUUGUAACCUGAACAAA